Heteronotia binoei (common prickly gecko) is the source of this 942-nucleotide messenger RNA. RefSeq lists its product as uncharacterized. The transcript is spliced from 3 exons. Bases 1 to 810 code for a protein of 269 amino acids. The record is from RefSeq and is a predicted model, not a curated record. Lineage: Eukaryota; Metazoa; Chordata; Lepidosauria; Squamata; Gekkonidae.
AUGGACAGCGGGGAGACAACAGCUGACAUGCUAUCUAAAAAUGGCGUUUCCCAAAUUUUGCAAGGCCUCCUGGAAGAUUUCCCAGACACUCAGGAACUUAUUCCCUACAGCACCCAGGUUUUCCAAGAGAUUCCUGAUUCCCAAGAGCUCAUUCCAGGAGAGAACUCUAUGGCUCAGUAUUCUGCCUGCAUUGGGCCACAAAUUCCAGAUUUAAAAUUGGGUGAAGCCCCAGAGGAGAAUAGUCCUUCAGAGGCAAAAAUCUCCAAGCAGGAACAGCCAAAAAUUCCAUUUGGCAUGACGCCCAGGGAACGAGUCAUUGCCAUGAGAAAGCUUUUAAACAUGGAAGUUUGUGAAGAUUCUGACUGCAUGCCGCCCCGAAAACGGAAAUCAGCAAUGUCAGCAUUAGUUCGUGCCGCCGUCUAUUCAAUAGCAAUGCAUUGUAUCAAUGAAUUUUUAUAUGAUUCUUGUGAAGGAUGCCAGCUUCAAUCCCCUGGGCAGAGAUCCCACGCAUGUCUAUCGUGGUCUGAACAGACGCUAGACCGCAAGGUGAAAUUUGUUAUAGAUGAAUUGUCAAUACAUUCUAUAAUGCACGUCGUGACCUCAGUUGCCUAUUCAUUGAAGUGUCUACAUUUCACUCAAGACAAUAUGGACCAAAUAUUUGAUUUGUUAAAUAGAGUCGGGGACUCGCCAAAUUCUCGUAAAACACUUGAAACAAUUCUGAAAAACUCUGACAGUGCAAUGGUUAAAUAUGUUGAAGGCUAUAUCAAAGAUUUGCAUUUUCGUUCAUUUUUUCUGCGCCAGAAAAAAUAAAAUGGUGUUUCUGUUAUGUAAAUAAAAGAUAUUCCAGCUGCUUUUUAAUGUCUGUUUUGAAAUAAAACCUGUAAAUAGACUGCAAUUCCAUUUGUCGCGGUUUGUAAAAUAAAAAGGAACCUUUUUAAAGAA